This is a messenger RNA of Zalophus californianus (California sea lion), 5425 nucleotides long. It is a transcript of the gene PAX5, whose product is annotated as paired box 5. The record is from RefSeq and is a predicted model, not a curated record. Gene Ontology annotation, molecular function: RNA polymerase II cis-regulatory region sequence-specific DNA binding; DNA-binding transcription factor activity, RNA polymerase II-specific. NCBI's taxonomy places the organism in Eukaryota, Metazoa, Chordata, Mammalia, Carnivora, Otariidae. Bases 631 to 2034 code for a protein of 467 amino acids. Gene Ontology annotation, biological process: regulation of transcription by RNA polymerase II; anatomical structure development. The transcript has 10 exons.
UUCCCGGCUUGCCUUCGGUCCGCACCUUCCCGUGGGCGCGCGGGCUAGCGCCCGGCUCCGUUUAAAGCCUUCCUUCCCUCCCCCCAACCUAUAAAAGUGCAGGGCGGCGCGGCAGCGGCACUGCUGCUCUCCCGGCCUCCCGCACUGCUCCGGCCCGGCCCGGCCCGCCCCGUCUGGCCAGCUGAACAGGCCCCGCCGCACAGCGCGGACACCCUUUCCCUGCUCCGGCCGGCGGUGCGGGGCGGCACGCUGGGGGCGCGGCGUGUCUGGGGACAUCUUGUGAUGUUGGCAAGAACAGGACAUGAUCUCACAUGGCGAGAAGCUCUUUAGUUCCUUAAUCAUUUCACGGUGCCUUCGGACGCUUUUUUUCCACCUAAAACGUUUAGUUUCAGCUCAGUGAUCAGCUACCCCAGCUCGGCGGGGGAGCGGAAGGCUUGAAUUAUUCCGACCUGUGAGCGGCCCCUGGCACCAAAAAAAAAAAAAAAAAAAAAAGAAAGAAAGAAAGAAAUAAAAGAAAAUAAAAGAAAUUUAAAAGAAAAUAAAAAAAAAAAACGGGAAAAAAAUAAAAAAGAAAAACAAAAAAAGUGGAAAAUUUUUUCCCCUGUCCACUUCAAGUUCUGAAAAAUCAAAAUGGAUUUAGAGAAAAAUUACCCAACUCCUCGGACCGGCAGGACAGGACAUGGAGGAGUGAAUCAGCUUGGGGGGGUUUUUGUGAAUGGACGGCCACUCCCGGAUGUAGUCCGCCAAAGGAUAGUGGAACUUGCUCAUCAAGGUGUCAGGCCGUGCGACAUCUCAAGGCAGCUUCGAGUCAGCCAUGGUUGUGUCAGCAAAAUUCUUGGCAGGUAUUAUGAGACGGGGAGCAUCAAGCCUGGAGUAAUUGGAGGAUCCAAACCAAAGGUCGCCACGCCCAAAGUGGUGGAAAAAAUCGCUGAGUAUAAACGCCAAAAUCCCACCAUGUUUGCCUGGGAGAUCAGGGACCGGCUGCUGGCGGAACGGGUGUGUGACAAUGACACGGUGCCCAGCGUCAGUUCCAUCAACAGGAUCAUCCGGACCAAAGUACAGCAGCCACCCAACCAGCCGGUCCCAGCUUCCAGUCACAGCAUAGUGUCCACGGGCUCCGUGACGCAGGUGUCGUCGGUGAGCACAGACUCGGCCGGCUCCUCGUACUCCAUCAGCGGCAUCCUGGGCAUCACAUCCCCCAGCGCCGACACCAACAAGCGCAAGAGAGAUGAAGGUAUUCAGGAAUCUCCAGUGCCCAACGGUCACUCGCUGCCGGGCAGAGAUUUCCUCCGGAAGCAGAUGCGGGGAGACCUGUUCACGCAGCAGCAGCUGGAGGUGUUGGACCGCGUGUUUGAGAGGCAGCACUACUCGGACAUCUUCACCACCACAGAGCCCAUCAAGCCCGAGCAGACCACUGAGUAUUCAGCGAUGGCCUCGCUGGCUGGAGGGCUGGAUGACAUGAAGGCCAACCUGACCAGUCCCACCCCUGCCGACAUCGGGAGCAGCGUGCCCGGGCCGCAGUCCUACCCCAUUGUGACAGGCCGUGACUUGGCGAGCACGACCCUCCCCGGGUACCCUCCGCACGUCCCCCCCGCCGGACAGGGCAGCUACUCAGCACCGACGCUGACAGGGAUGGUGCCUGGGAGUGAGUUUUCUGGGAGCCCCUACAGCCACCCUCAGUAUCCCUCGUACAACGACUCCUGGAGGUUCCCCAACCCGGGGCUGCUCGCUCAGAGUCUGCGCACUGCUGGUGGAACUGCCUGUGAGCCUGGAGAGAGAGGUUCCAAAGGACACAAGCUGCUGAGUGAAUGCCAGAGAAUUCUGAACGGACAACACAAGGCCAGGGCUUUCACCAGCAUUGUGGCUGGAGGCCUAGGGUACUCCUCCACAGGCCUUCAGCCCUAUGUUCUGGCUCUGACUUUUGGAAAGGACCUUGUGGAUUUUAUGAAAAAGUUUCAUACCAUUAGUCUAGUUCCAGCCCUGAAAAAUCUGAUGACAUAUCAAAUCCAACCUCCCUUUCUCAAGGCGCCUUAGUUAGGGUUAGCCCUUUUAUAACUCACAUUUGUAUGGUGCUUUGCAAUCCUUGACCAUUCCCUGGGGCAAAGAUCACAAUGCCCAUUUUACAGAUGGGAAAACUGAGAUUUGGGGCUUGCAUGGCAAGACAGAGGUGAGCUGAAUUCUCAGAUCUCUGGGCCCCAUUCUCUCUCCACAGAAUUGUGCUCUUGUCAUGGGAGCAUAUGGCUUAGACAUACCCUUCAGUCCCCUAGAAACCCCCUAGACCCACGAGGAAACAACGAACAGGGACCCAGAGGCUGGCCUGACCAAAUGGCCUGAGGCUUGGUGGCUUUGCUGGUCUGCCUUGAUUCCCAUUAACACCAAACCUGCAAAGUCUUUGCUCAGAUUCAUUCACAUCAGUGCUUCUGAGGUUUCAUUCAUGCUUCUUCCCUGCUGGGUCCUGAGACUCCGAGGGGAUCAGCACCCGUCCAAGACUACACCCGCAGCCUUGGCGGGGCCUGGGUGUGAGCCUGCCUCUGACUCCGAGGGUCUAAGGUCCUGGGGUUUAUGAGAUGUCUCCUCACUGUGGCUCAGACUCCAGACCUGUCUGUGGCAACAUGUAGGCAUCCCCCAGCCGGGGCCCUGUGGGCGGCCACAGGCCUGGGAAACGCAGAUCACAAUCUCCAGGGCCCUGAACUGCUGCUUCCUGGGCCAGGCAGGUGACCUUGCCACUCAAGCAGGGUGUGAGGUGGCAUGGGGGUGUGGGACCCCAGACAACCAGAGGGCUGGCCCCAUCCAGUGGCACUGAAAUGUGAAAGCUUUUUAAAUGCCCUUCCAGCCAAAAGAAUAUGUUUGUGGGCCACAUUUGACCCACUGGCUCCUAGCUCAUGACCCCCAAUUUUUGGCCAGUGCUCCCUUUCUUCACCUCCUUACCCUUCAUUGAAGAUGGGAACCCAGAGAGAUGGGAGAUGAGCUUCGACUUGUUAGGCCAGUCACUGGGUAAGGCAUCCCCAGUCCUUACCCCUUCCCUCCUCGCCCUGGGCUCUUGGACCGUUUGGGCUUUGACGGUGGGUGGGAUAGAACAGUUGGGGGUGCUGGAGGUAGAGGGACUGCUGGCUCUGAGAGUCCAGUGCCACUGGGGUUUUUUCAUGUGUGCGGGGGAAGUGCCCCAGAUGUGGCCACGGGGCACUGAGGGGUGAAAUCCCUUUAUGAGAAGUCAGAGCCCAGAGCAACUGCCCUGCCUUUGGCAGCCUCUGGCACCAGCUUCCCCCCCUCCCCUUUCUGGAUGACAUUUCAGCUAGACUUUAGCUCCAAGCCAUGGGGAGCAAAUCUUAAAAUCAAACCAAGCACUCCUGACAAAUACCUAGAAACAAGAUAUGUCUGAGACGCAGCUGCCCUGAGGGUAGAGGAAAAUCCAAGUCCCUGCAUAGGCCAGGCCCAGGCUGGAGCGGGUGCACCCCCACAGCACUCUGGGCUAGACCAGUUACUGGGUGACCCCGCUGCUAAAGAAGCUGGCUUUGCGGCCAUGGCCCUGUCACCCACCUAGGAGCCUGCCUCUGAUGGCUUCCAGGCAAGCACAUCGAUGCUCCUGGAGAAUUCAUUCCUUUAGUUCUUCUGGCCUCAGAGAGGUCCAAGGCAAGUGCAUUUCUUAAAAGGUAACAAAAACAUUAUCAGAAAGUUGGACAGUCAGGCCAUGACUCCUAGCCUGCAGUCUGCCCCACCUCCCAGCAGCCCCUUCAGGCCCUUGUCCCCUGAUGACCCCUUACCUCAGGAUUCCCUCUUGCAUAUUCAUGGUGGAGUCACAGAGCCGCAGUGUUGAUCCGCACUUCCCCACUGUCAGCUCGCGGCUGCGCUCCGGAGUGGCGGCCAGGUCCCGAGGGGCUGCCGCAGAGGACUGGAAGCAAGUCCCUGGCCUGCCUGCUCUCUUGAGGAAGGGUCUGCAGCUUCUCAGACAUGGGCUGCUUACCAGGAGCAGCCAGCCACCAGACUCUCUUUCCUUUGCUGUGAUUUCUCGACACGGGGAUCCCGUUCCUGGGCCACCCCCCAUCCCAGGAUCAAAGGAGACCUCAGGAUCAUGUCCCUGCCAGUCCAGAGUUUGAGUCCAUGUGUUCCCAGGGGUCCCCUUUAGCCCAUGUCUGAGUUGGGGGUAAAUGUAACCACCAUGCAGUAAGUCUAGAUAUUCUCCUUCCCACAUCUUAGACCCCUAAGCGGCAGGAGAAAAUGCAGCUAUUUAUUGAGGAAACCGUAAUGAAUUCUAAAAGGGAGUUGGUCUCAGGUAGUGUAUUUGGCCUGUGGGCAGGACAAGGGGGGGCAGGAAUCCCACCUUUCAGCUUUAGACAGCGCUGAGCACGGCUGGGGAAGGAAGCAUGCGAACCAGCAGGGGGUGGGGCAGAUCGGGAGUCAGGGGCCCCCUUGCCCGACUCUAAGGCCUGGCUGGAGGAGGUCAAGCUGCGCCUCACCCACCCCAACCACAGGCCCACCCAAUCCUGCAACUAUGGCCACUGGGCCACCCUCAUCCCUAAAAUCACCACGCAUAAGGCCACGUCCCUCAUCUUCCCUAAAAGCACCAUUAAGAACAAGUGAUUUGGGAUGAUGGAUUUUUGAUUUACAAUCGGUGCAUUUCCCUUGGAGUGGAACAGAAAGGAAACGACUUAAUGGCUCCCUUAUUUUCAAGCAUGAAUACAUUUUAAUGAAACUAUUUUAUUGUAUUUGAGGAAAUGGAGAGUUGAACAUUCCAACCAAUCAAUAGCCAAUUAAUUGCUAUAAAGCUAAAAAUAAAUAAGUCCUGAGUCUUUUGGAAAUGCCCCACAAAACUCAGAGCCUCUGAAUCAGGCCUUCCCCUCCAUAUGUGUGCAUGUGAGUGUGUACAUGCACACACAUGCACACCCCUGCAUCUCAGACGUACUUGAAACUCAGACAUAGUGCUGAGUCUCCUCAUGCCGAUUCUUGCCUGCUCUCCUCACCUUUGGUCAGAGAUGGUGAGCAGACCUGGCAGCAGUCCAUCCUGGGGCUCAGGAAGAGGCAGGCCCAUCCCUUGGCCCCACGCCACCAGCUCAGUGUGGGAUAGAGUGGGCAGUGGGGGCCCCCUGGUUGCCCCCCACUGCUGGGCUUCCAAGUCUGGGCCGAGGGUGGAAAUCUGAUUUGGGUUUUGCCCUGACUCUUGCUGGCAGAUGCUGCCCUGGUUCUUCACCCUCUAGUGGCCUUUGGACAUUGAGUAUUUAUAGAAAUAAAUGCAGAUUACAUUGCAAGUGGAACUCUUUAGCUUCUCAUUCUUUGAGACAGUUGACUUUGUCUUAGGGAAUGACCUUCCAGCAUCAAAGAAAUACAUAUCUACUGUAUCCACCAAAGUUUGUGAUGCCUGCAUAAACACUUACUUGUAAAAAAAAAAAAAAACUACAAAAAAAAAAACCCCGACAAAAAAAAAAAAAAA